CGUCCCAAAGCUAAUAGGGUCCGCAUAGACAGGGCGUGAACCCCGUAGGCCGCAUUCAUAAUCGGAUAGCGCACGCUGUAGGUAGUGACACGCCAACGACGACAGCUAUAUCUGGAUAACUACAAGCACCCAAAACAGGUUGCAUCGCCUUGUUAAAAAUGGCCGGACGCGACAGGACCACGCCCUUUCUGGUACUGGCGGUGUUACUGCUUGAGGGAGCUGUUGAUGUUCUAUCCAACAAUGCAACGGGAGGUGGGAGAGCCAACAUCGAAUGUUACAAAGGAAAAGGCCUCUGUAUCACUGCGCAGGUAAAUCCCGGUGUUCAGGUGGUCAACGUGCCUGGACCCACAGGACCCCAGGGACCAGCAGGUCCAGGUGGACCCCCGGGACCGACCGGACUUCAAGGCGGCAACGGACCUAUGGGGGCAGCAGGACCCGUGGGUCCCCAGGGAUUGCCCGGGUUGCAGGGACAGAAGGGAGCCCAGGGAGAGAAGGGGAGUCAGGGUAGUGCUGGGGUGGCAGGACCCAUGGGACCCCAAGGUCUUCAAGGACCCGCGGGUGUUCAGGGUGUCGCCGGACCGGCCGGGCCGCAGGGUGCAACAGGCAGUCCAGGCCAGAAGGGAGAGGUUGGUCAGAAGGGUGAGCAGGGUCUUGUGGGACCUGCAGGAGCUCAAGGACCAGUUGGAGCCACGGGGAACAAGGGAGAGCAAGGAAACCCCGGACCACAAGGUCAAACUGGUAACCAAGGUCCAGCCGGUCCCGAAGGUGCAACGGGCCCUCAAGGACCCACCGGAUUCGGCCAGACCGGACCAGCUGGCCAGACAGGCGCCAGUGGACAGACCGGAUUGCAGGGAGUUCAAGGAAACGCAGGACCCCCAGGGCCAACAGGCGCCAAGGGAGAGCGCGGUGUGCAGGGUAUAGCUGGGGCAGUGGGCUCAGCGGGUAGCAAGGGUGGCAAGGGUGAGCCCGGUCCUCAAGGAGCCAUGGGCCUGCAGGGUCCAGCUGGUAAUGCCGGCGUCACUGGAGCCGAUGGACCUAAGGGAGAGCAAGGCGCACAGGGACCUAUAGGUAUCCCAGGUCAAAAGGGAGACGUCGGCCCCGUGGGUUCCAAAGGAGAAGCAGGAUUCAAGGGCAAUAAAGGGGACCAGGGGGCAGUGGGACCACAGGGUAGCGUGGGUCCGGGUGGUCCAACAGGACAGACAGGUGGCACAGGUCAAACAGGCCCUGCUGGUUCAGUCGGAGCGAAGGGCGACAAAGGCAAUGCAGGGAGCAACGGGAUUAACGGUGCCCAGGGACAGAAGGGAGAGGUCGGGACCGCUGGAGCAGCUGGACCUAACGGAGCUCCGGGCGCUAUUGGCCCUCAGGGAAUAACCGGAGCCCAGGGAUCUAAAGGUGAACCUGGAGCUACUGGACAAAAAGGCGUCCAAGGCAUUGCUGGACCAGAAGGACCCAUCGGUUUGCAGGGAAUACAGGGUAACGCGGGUGCCAAGGGCCAGAAAGGAGACCAAGGUGUAGGAGCCCCAGGUGCCCAGGGUGGCCCAGGUGCUACAGGGGCCCAAGGAACCCAAGGGCCGGCCGGAUCCAAAGGCGAGCCUGGUAGCCAAGGGGCGAGAGGAGACACCGGUCUUCAAGGCGUCCAGGGUGUGCGGGGACAGACUGGAGACACGGGGCCGGCUGGACCCCAGGGAGAAAAAGGGGCCCAGGGGGUCCAGGGUCAGCAGGGUAUUCAGGGGAUCCAGGGCCAAGUCGGGCCAGGUGGCCCCGCUGGUGCUGCCGGGCCGCAAGGACAGAAGGGUGAGGCCGGGGCCCCAGGCCAAAAGGGCGAUGCUGGUAGCACUGGUAAUACCGGUGCCGCUGGGGCUCAGGGAGCUAAAGGAGACGUGGGCCCCCAGGGUGCUGCCGGUGCCCAGGGAUCAGUUGGACCACAAGGUUCAAAGGGCGACAGAGGCGCGGCCGGAGCCAAUGGUCAAAAGGGAGAGCAGGGCAUUCAGGGUGCAGCAGGUCCAGAGGGUCAACGUGGUCAAACUGGAAACACUGGAGCUGUUGGUCAGACAGGGAGCCCUGGUGCCACCGGUUCCCCUGGGUCACAGGGCCCAGCUGGUGCCAAAGGCGACCAGGGAAGUGCAGGUGCAAAUGGCGCCCAGGGUGCCAAGGGAGAACAAGGAGCCAGGGGUAUUCAGGGUGUACAGGGUUUGGUCGGCCAGACAGGUGCCCCUGGGCCUGCUGGAGUGACUGGAGCUAAUGGAGCAACUGGGGCCCCCGGUCCUCAAGGUCCCCGUGGCGUGGCCGGACCCCAGGGUGUGGCCGGACCCCAGGGCGUCCAAGGAGAUCAGGGCCAGAAGGGAGAGCGUGGUGAAACUGGGGUCGGCAUAAAAGGUGAUGCCGGUAGCCCCGGAGCAACAGGGGCCAUGGGUCCGGCAGGGCCUAAGGGAGAAAACGGGAUACAGGGCCAGAAGGGAGAUCAAGGAGCCGUGGGUCUGCAGGGCCCGCCCGGUGCCACGGGGUCCACGGGUAAUACUGGGCAGCGCGGACCUCAGGGAGACGCUGGUAUUCCAGGCUCGCAAGGACCACAGGGAGUUACUGGACAGACGGGUCAAACUGGACCUACUGGCAGUCAAGGAGUCGCCGGGCAGAAGGGACAGAAAGGCGAGAUAGGAGUAACGGGCGGUCAGGGUUCACAGGGCCCAACAGGGUCAUUGGGGCCAACCGGGCCACAGGGGCCACAAGGAGUCAAAGGAGAACAGGGCCAACAGGGCCCCGUGGGAGCGACUGGAGUCCAAGGUAUCGCUGGUCUCACUGGACCAGCCGGUCAGACUGGACCAACUGGACAGACCGGUAUCUCUGGAAUCACAGGUGCCGCUGGUGCAAACGGUCGUCAAGGAGACACUGGAAUGCCAGGUGCUUCCGGUCAACCCGGCGUUCAGGGAAUUACAGGAGACACUGGACCUACUGGACCAUCUGGAUCCUUGGGCCCCCAGGGUCCACCUGGACCCCCGGGACCACCAGGAGGACCCCCGGGACCCCCCGGACCACCUGGACAGGCAUCUCCCUACGCCAUCAAUGAAUGUCUGGACAACAAUGGCAACUGUUCCCAUAUCUGCGUGGACAUAUACGACGGCUACUGCUGCCUCUGUGAGACUGGCUUCAAACUGGUUCCUCUCACCAUACCAGGAUGCACCAUUGAAAAUGUCAACUGCAUACAUACCUUGGAUGCUGGUAUCCAGUGCAUCUGUCAUAUAAACGGCGUGGCUGUAUCUGUAAACGGAACCGACUGUGCCAAUGACAACGAGUGUAACACGAAUAACGGCGGGUGCCACCAUAACUGCACUGACACCGUUGGAAGUUACAUAUGCACGUGUCGUACAGGAUUCACUCUGGCCGACGACGGACACAGUUGCCUAGACGAAGACGAAUGUGCUACUUCAAGUCCGUGCUCUGCUGGACAAACGUGUCUCAAUACGUAUGGAAGCUAUCGCUGCAUUGGAACACCCGUUGGAAGACGGCGGCGUAGCAUUGAUGAUGACGAACACGAAAAUUUCGCCCUGGAAAUCCCAGGACAUCAAGGCUUGGGCACCGAUGCGCUGACAGUUUGGAUCGCCUUAGUAACCGGUGCCGUCAUCCUACACAUUAUUGGAAAUUUCGCCCUGUGUCUCACAAAGCGAAGAGACCCGGAUGUGGUCAAAGCUGGUAUAUAGACAUUAAUGCCCGCUGGUGUGCCGUUGAACGAAACGGCAAGAACGUUGACUACGAAGAAAGAACUGUUUUCUAACUGCAUAAUCUCUACUAGAAACUGUUUAAAGAUAAUAGUUUUUAAACUAAGGGAUCGACUUUGUACAUGUAGUUAGAGAAAAGCAGUUUAAAGUCAAGGUAGUAGGUAGAACAGAUUUUGUUAUGCAUAAUGUUUGUGAUCAAUUGUAUUACAUUAUUGUCGAUGUUUUUCAGAAUUUUAAAUGAUGUUGGCAGCAUUAGUUAAUGAGAUAAUCUGAAUUAAUCUCAGUUUACUGUCGGAUAAAAUGGGACAUUUCCCCGUUUUGUUACAUGCUGAAAGAUCUUGCACCAAAGACGUACAUGUAGCUGAAAAUUGGUAUUUGCACUUACACGCCAUUUUCUUUAGACAUAUGAAAAUACAUCCUGAUUUGUGUUAGUUUUCUUGUGUCCAAGGUCGGUAAAAUACAAAGUUAAAAAGUCUGAUUUCUACACAAUUUUUCCUGAACUCUGCAUCUCAAGAAACUAUUAAAUGCAUGUACAUGUAGGCUUUUAUAGCAUUUAUAUUUCCUAAUUAGGCUACAUCGUAUGAACUUGAAUGUAAGAUAAUUAUGUAAAUUUUGUCCAUUUUUACUUUUCUUAAUUGUACGCAAAUAUUAAACACCGUAUCAAGAGUACUUCUUUUU
Messenger RNA from Lingula anatina, 4391 nucleotides. RefSeq lists its product as uncharacterized. Lineage: Eukaryota; Metazoa; Brachiopoda; Lingulata; Lingulida; Lingulidae. The record is from RefSeq and is a predicted model, not a curated record. Gene Ontology annotation, molecular function: calcium ion binding.